AGCCGCGGUACCUUCUUCCCUGGAUAAAAGGCCGGCAAAAGUUCUGCAAUUUGCGCAUAAACCUUAAAAAAAAAAACCUUUAUCCAUCAGAUUCUUCAAAGGAAACAUAUUUUUGCUGAAUUUCUAGCCCUCGUAUGGCGGGCAGGGGCCGAUGCUUCAAGCAGCCCAGGCGUGCGAUGCAUGCCGAGAUCGGAAGAAACGGUGCGACAAGGCCUUGCCAACGUGCUUUGAAUGCAAGAGGCGUGGAGUAGUAUGCCUGUACAGUCAGGAAGUCGAGGAACGCGGAAUGAUUGAAUAUCUACGACAGAGGUUAAAAUAUGUCGAAAAUGCCGUCACGGACGAGCAAGCUGUGAUGGUGACAACUCCAACAGAGACAACGCAACUUGUCCCCUUGAACAUGGUAUUCAAUAUGAAGAAAUGGUACUUUCCCAUGUUGCUCCACUUCCGAUUUCACUCCAUGGUCCCGAGUAUUAGAGAAUUGAACCAAGGUAGUGCUGCGUAUAAAUUGCGAACAGCAUGGGUGACUGGCUACCUGACCGAUCCAGCUAUGUUCCAUGGGGUCAUGUAUGCCGCAUCUGCAAAUCUCGACCUCAUCAAUGGAGAUUUUAAUAAUCCAAUAACCACUUUUCAUCGUGUAGAAGCCAUCCGAUUGGUGAACAAGGGGUUAUCGAAAGUAGAAGGGGGUGAUGACUUGCCGCCAGCGAUAAUUGCGGCCACCUGGGCCUUGGCCCAUGUUGCGAGACUCAAAGGCGAUAUAUCAGAAGCACAUCUUCACGAAUCUGGACUUGCGCAAAUGGUUCUAUACCUGACUCUGGAUUUCAUUAAUGUGUGCCAGCCGCCCUUUUUUGCCCAACCGAGGAGAUCACUUCUCUCGACUGCAUUAGAAAGUCUGUUUCGACGUGGCUCUGAGAAAGUACAAAUAUCCGCAGACAUUAUCUCACUUCUGCAGAUAAUUAGUGACCCAAAUCUUGGACAACCUCAACGACAGGAUCCCCACAACCAAGACUUGCAUAGUCCUUCUCCACAUCAUGAUUACGAACCUAUUCUAAUGCUUCUUUGGGUGGAAAGGCUAGCUUCGGUGCAACAUCGCAACUAUAUCUCUGAGAGCUGCUGCUUGGCUGCUAUCAUUUACUGGAGAGCUCUCUCAGCGAAUAUUCCAUUUCUUUCACCCGAAAAUGAUAAAAUUGUGCAGGAAAUUCAGACCGCGCUACGACACAGUGACUCGGAAACCUGGAUGGAGGAAGCCCCCGAAAUGCACCUUUGGGUGUCAUACGUUGCCGCUUUGGCUGCUGCAGAUAAAGCGCAACGGGCCUGGUUCGUAGCGAAGUCCAAGAUUUCUGUCGUCGUGCUCAGUCCGAAUCAAACCUUUCACUUCCAGGAUGGAGUAUCGCAUCUUUUAUGGUUGUCGAGGUAUCUGCGAAAGCGAUUUCUAAUUUCGCGAUAAGGAUUCAGAUGCUCUGGGAACUCAUCAAAAUCGGUUUCGAGCCACCACUGUACAAAAUCAUCAUCCUCCAUCUCAUCAUAGAGAACAUAAGCCUUUCUUCAACCUGGGCCGAUUCGCGUGAUCGUUGUCGAAGAUAGUCUGGAUCAAAGGUAUCAAGUGUCUGCUGGCUGUCAGAGAGGUUAGUGGCCUGCUGAUUGUUUGAUACGGUACGAUGGUGCCGGGAAUAGUUGCAAUUUCUCAAACCAAUUCCCUCUGGACUAGGCUACUCUCAGCGAUAUAUAUAUAUAUAUAUAUAUGGGCGAUUAAUACAGUUUAUAUAGAUUGACACGAUAUUGUAUUUAUUUC
Talaromyces proteolyticus is the source of this 1789-nucleotide messenger RNA. RefSeq lists its product as uncharacterized. The coding region runs from base 152 to 1444 and encodes 430 amino acids. Gene Ontology annotation, molecular function: zinc ion binding; DNA-binding transcription factor activity, RNA polymerase II-specific. NCBI's taxonomy places the organism in Eukaryota, Fungi, Ascomycota, Eurotiomycetes, Eurotiales, Trichocomaceae. The transcript has 6 exons. The record is from RefSeq and is a predicted model, not a curated record. Gene Ontology annotation, biological process: regulation of DNA-templated transcription.